Messenger RNA from Mastomys coucha (southern multimammate mouse), 1419 nucleotides. Its product is annotated as PRAME family member 12-like. The record is from RefSeq and is a predicted model, not a curated record. Lineage: Eukaryota; Metazoa; Chordata; Mammalia; Rodentia; Muridae. Gene Ontology annotation, cellular component: cytoplasm. Gene Ontology annotation, biological process: negative regulation of cell differentiation; negative regulation of apoptotic process; negative regulation of DNA-templated transcription.
AUGAGUUUCAAGGGCCCACCAACAUUCCAGCAGCUGCUAAGAAGAAGCCUGCUGAAAAAUGAAGCCUUGACCAUCUCUGUUGUGCAGGACCUGCCCAUGCAACUCUUCCCACAACUCUUCAAGGAUGCAUUUACCAGCAAACAACUUAACAUCCUGAGGCAGAUGGUAGCAUCAUGGCCCUUCCCAUGUCUUCCUGUGGGAGCCCUGAUGGAGACUCCUCAUCUGGAGAUGCUGAAAGCCAUGCUAGAUGGCUUUGAUUUGCUGAUGGCAUUAAAGGAUCAACCUAGCAGGUGGAAACUACAGGUGGUCAAUUUGCAAGAUGCACUCCAUGACUUCUGGAAUGGUUGGGCUGGAUUACAGUAUGUAGUAUGCUCUCCAGAUGUCUUUGGCAAUAACCAAUCAGUGGGAAAUCAUCCCAUCCUAGGGAGGAAACAGACCAUGACUAUAUUGAUGAACCUUUCCCUUAUGUCCUGCGGUCCCUCCAAAUACCUAAAAUAUAUAUAUCGGUGGCCCAAGCAGAGAAAAAAUGUGAUACAGGUGAUCUGUCAGAAGUUGGAGUUUAGGGCCAUUCCUGCCUAUGACCCACUGCCUGUUUUGAAGGUUUUUGAUCCAGUCUCAAUCCAGGAAUUGGAAAUAAUCACAUGCUGGGGCAUAUAUACCUUUGCAUUGCUAGCCCCUGGUCUGAGCCAGAUGAAAAACCUCCAGAAACUCCUUUUCAUGGAAAUCAAUAUACCUUUGGAUAGGCCUCGGGACCUAGAGAAGAAAGCCUCGUGUUUUAGAGAAAUCUUUCCCCAGUUCUCCAAACUGCAGAAGCUCCAGCAUCUCUAUUUGAAUAACUUCUACUUCCAGUAUGAACACCUGGACCAAGUGCUCAGGUACUUGGAGAGUCCAUUAGAGACCCUUGCUAUCACUCAGUGCAUGUUGUCAGAAUCAGAUAUGAAAUAUCUGUCCCAGUGUCCAAAUAUCCAUCAGCUCAAAUGUCUGGACCUGAGUGGUAUCACCUUCAUACAUGUAAGUGAUCAAUUUCUAGGAAUACUGCUAGAAAGACUGAAAGCUACUUUGCAGACGAAGAGCUACAUGCUCAUGAACUCAGAAAUUAGUGCCCUCCUGCCUGUGUUGAGCCAGUGUUCCCAGCUCACUGAAGUCAAUUUUGUGAAGAAUUUCUUGUCCAUGGACAGCCUGAAGAAGCUGUUGCGGCAUACUGCCAACCUCACACAGCUGACCCUGGAGAAGUACCCUGCCCCUCAUGAGGUCUAUGAUGACGUUGGUGAUGUUAUUCCAGACAGAUUUGUACAGCUUUAUUCAGAGCUUAUGGACACACUCAAGGGUAUAAGGCAGCCAAAGCAGGUCUGCUUUGUGAGUAAGAGAUGUUUACAUUGUCAGAAAUUCUGCAUCUACAAUUUUGUUGGGAAUAUAUAA